Messenger RNA from Rosa chinensis, 789 nucleotides. Its product is annotated as gamma-interferon-responsive lysosomal thiol protein. The transcript has 3 exons. Gene Ontology annotation, molecular function: oxidoreductase activity, acting on a sulfur group of donors, disulfide as acceptor. Lineage: Eukaryota; Viridiplantae; Streptophyta; Magnoliopsida; Rosales; Rosaceae. The coding region runs from base 205 to 711 and encodes 168 amino acids. The record is from RefSeq and is a predicted model, not a curated record.
UAUUCACAUUUUGCCAAAUGAGAGAGAGAUGCAACUUCCACCUUCAUGCUUAGCUGGUCCUGAGUCAUGCAUGAGUCAUAAUGAAAUCAAAUAUAUAUGGUCAGUGGCCACAUUGGAGCAGCUAUAUAUGAAAUAUGCACUCUACAUGUACAGCAAGAAAUGUGUUCAAAGUUCAAACUACUCAUAAGCUUUGAUCAGUAACUAAUGGCUCCUCCCAAUUUCUUUUCCUUUGUUGCUCUAAUAACUUCAUCAUUGCUUUACAUUUCUGCGUCUUGUUCUUCUGUUGUGGAUCAUGGCAUCAAUGUUCCAUCUGCUCUAGAAUCCGAGAAGGCUAUAUUGGCUCCUAGUGACUAUAAGAAAGUUAGUCUGACACUUCACUAUGAAAGUUUGAACCUAGAUUCUGCGCUUUUCCUAGUAAGAGAUCUUAAAGGGGUUUUUGAUAACAAUCUCAUCACUAUUCUUAAACUCAGACCGGUUCCUUGGGGUAAAGCACAUUCCAACCAGUCUAACAAUGCCAUUUUGUGCCAGAAUGGCCCAGAUGAAUGCUACUUGAACACUAUACAAGCCUGUGGAAUCGACGUCUGGAGAGUUGUGGACAAGCAUUUCGGUUUUAUUUACUGCAUAGAAUUUCUGGUCAUAGAGGGAAAGCAGGAGUGGCAAACUUGCUUCAGUACAUGGGGAUUGCCUCAAAAACCGAUCAUGGAUUGCUAGUUUGCUACAAUAGUGGAGAUGGAAAAAAGGUUACUUUGAUUUCAUAGUGAUGUGUAGUCAUUUAUAUAAGAGUUCAUG